AUGAAUUCAGAAUUGGGAUCCAUUACAGAACGAGCUCCAUUAAAAACAUAACCAACUCUCCCAAAAUAAUAGCUAAGACCAGCAUUUUUAAAGACAGUUAAUUUGAAAACAAUACAGACUAAUAGAAUGAAUUCAUUUCAAAAUAAAAUCUGGAGAGAUCGAGCACUCUUAGUACUUAUGCAAGUGCUUCGAUUUAUAUCACUUAUUACUCGUAGUCCCUUUGCUUCAAAAUUCUCUUUAUUGGAUAGAAAUAUGUUUAGAAUUAUUGGUGACAAAGCAGCUGAUUUCAAUUAUUACCUACUUAAUGAUUACUUUAAAUAUAUGGUAAUAUAUUAAGAUUAUUUAGAAACCCCAAUAAUCAUCUCGUGUUAAAUAUUUCUUAUUAUAGCAUUUAUAUAAAAUUUGUUACAUGAAAGGAUUCAUGGAUUAUUUGACUACUAUAAAGCUUACCUUUGAACCAGAAUCAAUUUUGUUACUGUUUUGGAAUAUUCUUAUGCUCGUAACUAUCAAUUUAAAUGUACUGUAUAUAACAGUUAAAUUUUCUUUUGAUUUUGAUACCUAUCCACCUUAAGAUUAUGAGUUUUGUGAAAUUUAUCUAUUUAAAGUCCCCUAUUUUUGUUUUAUAAUAGAUACAAUUAUCAAACUUAAUACAUGCUAUUAUGAAGCAGGCUAUUUAGUGAGAGAUAGAAAUAAGAUUUGGUACAACUUUUACAAGAACAGUAUAUUUCAACUUUAAAACUUUUAGACUUUGUUAUAAAUUUGUUUAUUUUAGUACCAACCUCAAUUUACUUUAUAGCCUUUUAAAAUUCAACUCUCUAUUUAUUUAUGCUAUUAAAGGCUUUUUCAAUACCAACAAUUACAGAAUCAAUAAUAGAUAGAGUGGAACUGACAACUAAUUAUUGGAUCAUAUAUGAUUUGAUACGUCUGAUUUAUGUAAUACUCUAUGAAUCCCAUAUUUGUUGUUGUGGAUUAUUUUAUGUAGGACUUUUAAAUAAGGAUUCAUCUUGGUUAAUAUAAAAUGAUCUAAUAUAUGAAACUUGGAUUAUAAAAUAUGUAAAUAAAUAAUAUAUUCUAGCUCAAUACAUUUUAUUGGAGUAUAAUCACUAUGACUACUAUUGGUUAUGGCGAUAUUGCACCCUAGAAUAUGAUAGAGAAAACUUUUUUAAUAUUUGUGGCUAUAUUUUCAUGUUGUACAUUUGGUUAUUCAAUUAAUUGUAUUGGCUAGACAAUUGGAUAAUUGUAAUCUAAGAAUCACUAAAUUCGAGUUGAUAUGAAUGAUCUUAAAUAGUAUUUAAGAAUUAGAGGAUAUAAUAAUAAAUUAUAAAUAAAGAUUUUAAGAUUUUUUGAAUAUUUGUGGAAAGAUUAAAAAAAUGAAAAUUAAUUAGAUAUUAAUAAAUUCAAUUAAUAAUUACCAUCUCAUUUACAUAAUGUAAGAUAAAUAAUAUUAUAGGAAAUGAUGAUAGAUCUAAAUAUGAAAAGUAUAUCUAAGAUUCCUUUUUUUAAAGAGAAUUUUAAUGAAGAUUUCAUAUCUGCUUUAGCAUCUAAAUUUAUUGAGGAAAAGUUGGUUCCAUUUAAUACAAUAUUUUCAAAAAAUGAUCCUAGUAAUUAUUUAUACAUUUUAUGUGAUGGUGAAAUAGAAUAUUUUGUAGAAAUUCCAGAAGGAUCUGCUACUAUCUUAAGUAUUUAGACAAUAUCAGGAUAAGAUGAAAUAUUUGGUUAGCAAGAGUUUCUCUUAGAUUAGAAUUAUGAAAUUAAUUGUAGAUCAACUAAAUCAUCAAGAAUAUUGAAAAUAUCAAAAUUAGAUUUCAAUAUAAUAGCCAAAAAAUUUGGAUAUGUAUAUUAAAUUUGUUAAAUAUAGGAAAAAUAUUGUUAAUUGAAAGAUUUGGUAAAAUUUUCUGGUCGAUUUGAUGAAUUUCAUUUACAUUGUGUUGGAUGUAAUAAAUCAACACAUAUGUUAUAUUAAUGUCCAAUGUUAACUGGUUUUCCUAAUAAAACUAAAAUUAUUAUUUAAUAUCGUAAAAAUCAAGUUUAAGAAAGGAAAUUUCACAAUAGAAACAAUUUAAAAAGAAGAUUAUCAUCACUUAUUUUUGAAGCAUAGAUAUCUGAUACAGUACUCUAUUAUCUAUUGUAAGACCCUAAAUUAUCAUAAUAAAUCAGUUCUUAAUAUUAAAUUUAAACCUUCAAGUAGUAAUAAUUAUAAAAAGAGCUCUAAAAUAAUAAUAAUAAUUUAUAAAAAUAAGUUAAUGAUGAAAUAAGAUAAACUAAGAGAAAACCAUCUGUCUUAAGAAUUAAAGGUAGAAAGUAAUCCUCAUAUAUUAAAAGAUUACCUGAUUUUUUGAAUUGCUAAUAUAUCAAUUUUAAAUCAAUGCCUGAAGAUAAAAUUAAAACAGGAAUAGAUGAUUAAUCUAAAAAUGUUUCUGCUGUUCAUUCAGAGGCUUAAAGUUCUGAAAUAAAUCAUAAUAUGAAAUUGAAAAAUUAAGAGGAAUUAAAUACUUUUGAAUAAAAUAGAAUUUCUACUGAUGUGGCAAAGUCUUUGCCUUUCAAAUUAAUUAACCAAACAUCUUCAGAUUAAGAUUAAAGAAAAUCUGAUGCUGAUAGUAUUAAGGAAAAUUCUUCUCUUUCAUAGAGUAGCAGUAAAUCCCCUACUAAAUAGACAAAAGGUGUUAGUCCUGGAAUUGAUUAAAUCACAUAAUGUUAUAUGGGUACAUACAAAGACAUUUUUGAGAAAUUUGAUAAAUUUCAGGAUUAUUAAAAUUACAUGACACAUAUGAAUUCUUUUAAGAUUCUUGAAUAACUCAAUCAUUUCAAAGAGACACAGAAUUUUACUGAUUUUAUGAAUGUGAAUUUCGUUAGAAAGCGUAGAUCAAAACGCAAUAAAUUGAUUGUAAAAAUAGAUUAUUGA
Paramecium pentaurelia is the source of this 2902-nucleotide messenger RNA. NCBI's taxonomy places the organism in Eukaryota, Ciliophora, Oligohymenophorea, Peniculida, Parameciidae. The record is from the annotation of a GenBank genome assembly.